CACAGUGCAGAAUUACCUGGAGCGUUGGACCACAGGAAUAAAUAAAUAAAAGAUAAAAUAAAUAUUAUAAAGAAGAGAACGUGGGAGGACACAUGCUUGGUGGAGGCUCGUGGAAAGCACAAGUUCCUCUUCUCAUUUGCUUUCUUUCUUAGCUGUUACCUUUUGAUGUGCGAGAGAAAGAAAGGAUAUUUACUUAGCAAGGUUAAAAGAUGGAUCAGUGGAAUAUAACAAAUGAUUUCUCUCAACCUGUAGCAACAGCAACAGACAUGGCUCCUUCAUCUUCUGAAUCCAGCAGAAAUAGACUAGAAGCCGAAGCCAAGGAUCCAAUUGCUGCAAAAAAAGUUCAGAAGGCAGAUCGUGAAAAAUUGAGGAGAGACCGACUAAAUGAGCAGUUCCUUGAGCUGGGAAACACACUAGACCCAGAUAGGCCCAAAAAUGAUAAGGCAACCAUUUUGACUGACACAAUUCAAAUGCUGAAGGAUCUGACAGCUGAAGUCAGCAGACUAAAGGCUGAAUAUGCCACACUCUCAGAAGAAUCACGGGAGCUAAUGCAGGAGAAGAAUGAGCUGAGAGAAGAAAAGGCAUCUUUAAAAUCUGAUAUUGAAAAUCUAAGCGUGCAGUAUCAACAAAGAGUCAGGGUUAUGUUCCCAUGGGCUUCUGUUGAUCCUUCUGUUGUUGUGGGUCCGACUUACUCAUAUCCUGUUCCUCUACCUGUCCCACCUGGCCCAAUUCCCAUGCAUCCUUCACUGCAGCCAUUUCCCUUCUUUGGGAAUCAGAAUCCUGGUGCAAUUCCUGGUCCCUGUUCAACCUUUAUUCCAUACCCAGCUCCUGCUAAUCCUCCAACUGAACAUGCAUCACUUCCAUAUGCUUCUACUUCCAAUACUUUGAGCAAACAUGAUUCCAAAAGCAAGUCAGCAGAUCAUCCAAGGAGCAGCAGUGCAGAACGAUGUGAUGAUUCGAAUGAUGUUGCAACAGAACUUCAACUGACAAUGCCUGGAUCAUCAGCCCAACAGGAUACUUCAACCGGAGAAAGGAAAGGCAAACCGUUGCAGAGGAAGGAGAGAAAUAUUACACCUGGUAGCACCUCGAGUGGGUAUUCUACAUCUCAUGGUGUUCAGGAUAACUCUUCUAACAGUGUAGGAGAUGUCCCAAAACCUAAUAAUUGAUAUGCUGAUUGGCUCCCAUUAGCUUCUCAAACUACUAACUCAUAAGGGUAGUGUACGUUGGAAGCUGUGGCUGUAACAUGUUUGAUAUCACUUCUGACCCAACACCCAGCUUGGAAGUAAGGCAGGUUACGCAGGUACCUAAUUAGCAACAUUUGACAUUGGGGAUAAGGAUAAUCACCCAUUUGUCCUUGGGUCAGUGGCAACCAAAGAACCUGGAUAGAGUUUGCUUCAGAGAUGUCUGUAGAUCUUUUCUAGGCUUGAGAGCAUGCUGGCUAGUUGGUUAUAAGUGAAAAAUAAUUUCUAAUUAUGUACAGAAGGGCCAGGGUCUUUACUUGACAGACUAGUUUAGCUGGAAACGCUGCUUUCAGUUGUAACCUCCUUUUUUGCAUCAUUAUUCCAGUUCACAUUUGCUAUUAUCCCGUUGUAAUUGAUAGCUCAAUAGUGGCUGUGAAAACUGUAUCCAAAAAGCACAACUCAUUUGUUGUGGAUGUAUGAACUAUAGUUGAAGAAAUGCCAUUAAUUCUUUCUCGUUAA
This is a messenger RNA of Ricinus communis (castor bean), 1700 nucleotides long. Its product is annotated as transcription factor bHLH121. NCBI's taxonomy places the organism in Eukaryota, Viridiplantae, Streptophyta, Magnoliopsida, Malpighiales, Euphorbiaceae. Gene Ontology annotation, biological process: intracellular iron ion homeostasis. The coding region runs from base 210 to 1166 and encodes 318 amino acids. The record is from RefSeq and is a predicted model, not a curated record. Gene Ontology annotation, molecular function: DNA-binding transcription factor activity; protein dimerization activity. The transcript is spliced from 6 exons.